Molecule: messenger RNA, 600 nt
Organism: Entamoeba invadens IP1
Lineage: Eukaryota; Evosea; Mastigamoebida; Endamoebidae
Product: RNA polymerase II subunit A C-terminal domain phosphatase SSU72, putative
Exons: 1
Coding region: 1-600 (199 amino acids)
Biological process (GO): termination of RNA polymerase II transcription
Cellular component (GO): mRNA cleavage and polyadenylation specificity factor complex; nucleus
Molecular function (GO): RNA polymerase II CTD heptapeptide repeat phosphatase activity
Source: RefSeq, a predicted model, not a curated record
AUGGCGUUCCAAAUGAAACCACACUUCGAUCAAAGCAUCGCGGUUGUAUGUAGGUCAAACCAAAACCGGAGUACAUGCGCACACCGAAGACUGAAACAACUUGGAUAUAACGUGUCAUCAUUUGGGACGGGACAAUAUACAAUACUACCCGGACCUGUCAGGAACUUUAGAUUCCAAUUUGGAACGCCUUAUAAAGACAUCAAGACUAUGUUGUCAAAGGAUGAGAUGCACAUCGACUUCUUCAAAAAACACAAAAUCUUUCAAAUGCUCGACAAAAACGCAAUUUUGAAGAGCGCGCCGGAGAGGUUCCAGGAAACAAAGAAAGAGUUCGCAAUUGUCAUAUCACUCGACUAUCAGGUCUUCAUGGAUUUACUCGAAUACUUUGACACAAGACAACAACAAACGGGGGACUUAUGCUAUGUCUUUAAUAUGAAUGUUGUCGAUCAAUUUGACGCAGCAGAGAAUGGUGCGAUGGAGGUAUCGGAGUUUUUAAAACUCCUUGAAAAUGACGUGGAUUGGAUGAGUAACAUCGACAGAAUUAUUAGAACGUUUUACAAUAAGACUCGACUUAAUGUGAUGCACUCUCUUCAGAUUUAUUGA